Molecule: messenger RNA, 1719 nt
Organism: Bactrocera tryoni
Lineage: Eukaryota; Metazoa; Arthropoda; Insecta; Diptera; Tephritidae
Product: pollen-specific leucine-rich repeat extensin-like protein 1
Exons: 5
Coding region: 1-1719 (572 amino acids)
Source: RefSeq, a predicted model, not a curated record
AUGCUUUCCGUCUACCUGGAUGUUAUGAAACAUAUUUUUACUGGCAAUGAGUCUUGGAUCUAUGGUUACGCCCCAGAACCAUACGAUAAAUCGGCCGAAUAUCCUGGCAAAGAUGAGCGGAAGCCGAAAAACCGCGUCACAAAAUUCUUCGCCAUCGCUACCUUCGCCGCUGUCUUGGCCUGCGCCUUUGCUGAUGUUUCUGAGUUGGGUUAUGCCUACAGCCAACCCGCUGCUAGCGCUCCAGUGAACGCCUACAUUCCACCUGCAGCUAGCGCUCCAGCUCCAGUCUUCUCUGCCCCAGCCCCAGCACCAGUCUACUCUGCCCCAGCUCCAGCUCCAGUCUACCAGCCAGCUGCCGCUGCUCCAGCACCAGUCUACUCUGCCCCAGCCCCAGCUCCAGUUUACCAGCCAGCUCCAUCUGCUCCAGUCUCAUCAUACAUCCCACCUGCACCAGCUGCUGCUGCCCCAGAACCAGUCUACUCUGCCCCAGCCCCAGCUCCAGUCUAUCAGCCAGCUGCCGCUGCUCCAGCUCCAGUCUACUCUGCCCCAGCCCCAGCUCCAGUCUACCAACCAGCUCCAUCUGCCCCUGUCUCAUCGUACAUCCCACCUGCACCAGCUGCCGCUGCCCCAGCACCAGUCUACUCUGCUCCAGCCCCAGCUCCAGUCUUUGCACCACCUGCUCCAGCGCCAGUAUAUCAGCCAGCGCCUGCGCCAUCCGCUCCCGUAUCUUCUUACAUCCCACCUGCACCAGCUGCCGCUGCACCAGAGCCAGUCUACCAGCCCGCUCCAGCUGCUCCUGCUCCAGUCUACCAACCCGCACCAGCUGCUCCAGCACCAGUCUAUCAGCCAGCUCCUGCGCCAUCCGCCCCCGCAUCUUCUUACAUCCCACCGGCACCUGCCGCCGCUGCACCGGAGCCAGUCUACCAGCCCGCGCCAGCUGCUCCUGCUCCAGUCUACCAACCAGCUCCUGCACCAUCGGCACCAGCUUCCUCGUACAUCCCACCCGCACCACAACCUGCUGCAUCUGAAGUUUACGAACAACCUGCUGAGGAUGGUUAUAGAUACCGUACCGUUCGUCGCCGUGUCUACAAACAGCGUCAUAUGGAUGAGGACACUUCAGCUCGGAGAGUAUUCGAUCGGGAAACAGAGGAAGAGGAAGAUCAGGUGAAGAAAGAAGAACGACUGGCACUCGGUUGUACACUCGGCGAUAGCCGCAAACUCUUUGCCGUCGCCGCCUUCAUCGCCACUUUGGCUUUUGCCAACGCUGAUGUUUCCCAUUUGGGCUAUGGUUAUGACCAACCCGCUGCUAGCGCACCAUCCAACCAAUACAUCCCACCUGCAGCCAGCGCUCCAGCUCCAGUCUACUCUGCCCCAGCUCCAUCCUACAGUGCCCCAGCUCCAGUUUACCAACCAGCUGCUGCUGCCCCAGAACCAGUCUACUCUGCCCCAGCACCAGCUCCAGUCUACCAACCUGCGCCAUCUGCUCCAGUCUCAUCUUACAUCCCACCUGCAGCUAGCGCUCCAGCACCAGUCUACAGUGCCCCAGCUCCAGUUUACCAACCAGCUGCUGCUGCCCCAGAACCAGUCUACUCAGCCCCAGCCCCAGCUCCAGUCUAUGCCCCACAACCCGCUGCAUCUGAAGUCUAUGAGCAACCUGCUCAAGAUGGUUAUAGAUACCGCACUGUGCGUCGUCGUGUCUUCAAGCACCGUCGUUUCUAA